AUGUUUAUCGCUUCACAAAACACCACGCCUGCGUUUAAGGAUUUGACGCUUAUAAUGCCAGCUGUGGCGGUGGGCAAUGUCGGUCAGCUGGCAGUGGACCUACUCAUUUCAACGCUCAACCUUCCCAGGGUGGGCUACCUGCACACCGACUGCCUCAUCCCCAUGGCAGGCAACAACCCGUACGCCACAAGCCAGGAUGACGCAGGGGAGCUGCACACAGCAGCAGAAGUCUAUGCAGCACCUGAGCUCAAGAUUGUAGUACUUCAGAUUAGAGCACCAGUUGUAAAGACCAAAUCCAAACGGUUCCGUCAGCUGCUGCUAUCCUGGAUCAAAAGCAACGGCUUCUCCCGGACACUGGUCCUCUCCAGCAGCCAUGCCUAUCACAGAGAUGACCAGCAAAUGCAAGGCACUCCGUUAAGGUACUUGGUGACGCCAAGCCUCCUGAAAAUCUGUGGCGAUGCCUUCAAGGAGCUGGGCUGGAAGGAAAUGGAAAGGGUGCCUGUUUGCCCCGGACGUUUAGAACGUGGCACACAAGAGCCGAGACUCUACGUCCCUGGUGGAGGUAUCACUAAAAGCCUCUACAUGGACAGUUGCGACGAGGAUGUGCCGCUGGCAGUGCUGCUCGCAUUCUGCUCGGAGGGCGAUAACGUGCCGGACGCCUUGGCGCUGGUCAGUCACUUGGAUGAUUGGCUCCACCUGCUGGACAACACUAACCGAGAGGCCAAAUGGAAGAUACCAACUUCCUGGCGUCUACUGUUUGGAAGCGGCAUCCCUCCUGCCAUCUUCUGA
This is a messenger RNA of Nerophis lumbriciformis (worm pipefish), 789 nucleotides long. The record is from RefSeq and is a predicted model, not a curated record. Lineage: Eukaryota; Metazoa; Chordata; Actinopteri; Syngnathiformes; Syngnathidae.